Molecule: messenger RNA, 1847 nt
Organism: Ictidomys tridecemlineatus (thirteen-lined ground squirrel)
Lineage: Eukaryota; Metazoa; Chordata; Mammalia; Rodentia; Sciuridae
Source: RefSeq, a predicted model, not a curated record
GGGCGGGGCGGCGGCGGCGCUCACAACCUGAGAGGAGCGUCUCUGCGGGAGCGGCGACCAUCGAGACCCACGCGAGGCGCGUCCCCCUCGGCCUCGCAGCGCUUCCAGGCCGCAGCGCCCGCGCCCUUUCAGCUCGCUCGCUUGCCUUCCUUCCCUGCGGCCGGCUGCGCCAUGGCGUUGGCGUUGGCGGCGCUGGCGGCGGUGGAGCCGGCCUGCGGCAGCCGAUACCAGCAGUUGCAGAAUGAAGAAGAGCCUGGGGAACCUGAACAGGCUGCAGGUGAUGCUCCACCGCCUUAUAGCAGCAUCUCUGCAGAGAGUGCAGCCUAUUUUGACUACAAAGAUGAAUCUGGGUUUCCAAAGCCCCCAUCUUAUAAUGUGGCUACAACGCUGCCCAGUUACGAUGAGGCUGAAAGAACCAAGGCUGAAGCUACCAUCCCUUUGGUCCCUGGAAGAGAUGAAGAUUUUGUGGGCCGGGAUGAUUUUGAUGAUGCUGACCAGCUGAGGAUAGGAAAUGAUGGGAUUUUCAUGUUAACUUUUUUCAUGGCAUUCCUCUUCAACUGGAUUGGGUUUUUCCUGUCUUUUUGCCUGACCACCUCAGCUGCAGGAAGGUAUGGGGCCAUCUCAGGAUUUGGUCUCUCUCUAAUUAAGUGGAUCCUGAUUGUCAGGUUUUCCACCUAUUUCCCUGGAUACUUUGAUGGUCAGUACUGGCUCUGGUGGGUGUUCCUGGUUUUAGGCUUUCUCCUGUUUCUCAGAGGAUUUAUUAAUUAUGCAAAAGUCCGGAAGAUGCCAGAAACUUUCUCAAAUCUCCCCAGGACCAGAGUUCUCUUUAUUUAUUAAAGUAUCCUUCUCUGGCAGAUGUUUUCUGGCAAAGGCCUUCCUGCAUUUAUGAAUUCUCUCUCAAGAAGCAAGAGAACACCUGCAGGAAGUGAAUCAAGAUGCAGAACACAGAGGAAUAAUCACCUGCUUUAAAAAAUAAAGUACUGUUGAAAAGAUCAUUUCUCUCUAUUUGUUCCUAGGUGUAAAAUUUUAAUAGUUAAUGCAUAAUUCUGUAAUCAUUGAAUCAUUAGUGGUUAAUGUUUGAAAAAGCUCUUGCAAUCAAGUCUGUGAUGUAUUAAUAAUGCCUUAUGUAUUGUUUGUAGUCAUUUUAAAUAGCAUGGAGCCAUGUCCCUUUAGUCAGUAGGGGGCAGUCUUGCUUUAGUCAUCCUCCAUCUCAAAGCAAAUUGGGAAUUAAAAGAUUUUAGUGUAAGAUAUGUUUAAGGCUGGCUAUUUUAAAGGGGUUUUCUCAAAAGUUAAAAAUUUUGUUAUGACUGCAUUUCUGCACAUAAUCCGUAUUUGCUGUUAAAAUUAAUCUAGAAAUUUAUUGUACUGUGUGUGAACACCUGGAAGCAAAAUUAUAGUACAAAAAUACAUUUAAGGUGUGGUCAAAAAUGUAUGUUCUUAAUUGAUAAAUAAAUAUUAAUUUUUAUGGUCUGUAUUUGAAAUUUUGCAGUACCUUAUUGUUAUGUGGUAUGUACCUAAGGAAUUCUAAAGGUGUUGUCACUGUAUAAAAUAGAAAGUGUAAGGAGAAAUGCAACUUAAUUACUAAAAUGUAAUUCUUGACACUGUAUAAUUAGAGUCCCAGAGGAUUAGGUACUAAGAGCAAAGAAAGAAUUAGCUUGGAACUUUUGAGAUGAUCCCUAACAUACUGUACUACUUGCUUUUACAAUGUGUUAGCAGAAACUGAUGCGUUAUAAAUGUAGAAUGAUGUGCUUUCUGCCCAAGUGGUAAUUCACCUUGGUUUGCUAUAUUAAAACUGUAAAUACAACAGAACAUUAAUAAAUGUCUCUUGUGUAGCACCUUUUACUGUA